AUGAAGCUCGCUGGUGCUCUGGUGCUCCUCGGGGCUGCCCUGCUCCUGACUUCAGGAGGAGAUUGUGGCCUUUGCCCAGUAAUAGACAGAAAAGUUGAACUAUUUUUUCACGGGAACUUGGAAGACUAUCUUCAGCAUGUGAAAGAAUACACUAAUAACCCUGUCUUAGUGGAAGAGGCUGAAAGAACGAAGACAUGUGUCGAUAGCAAUUUGACAGAGGAAGACAAGACACACAUAACCAACGUCAUUGAAAGAAUUAAAGCCAGCCCCUAUUGUUGA
Molecule: messenger RNA, 279 nt
Organism: Apodemus sylvaticus (European woodmouse)
Lineage: Eukaryota; Metazoa; Chordata; Mammalia; Rodentia; Muridae
Product: major allergen I polypeptide chain 1
Exons: 3
Coding region: 1-279 (92 amino acids)
Cellular component (GO): extracellular region
Molecular function (GO): steroid binding
Source: RefSeq, a predicted model, not a curated record